Molecule: messenger RNA, 966 nt
Organism: Engraulis encrasicolus (European anchovy)
Lineage: Eukaryota; Metazoa; Chordata; Actinopteri; Clupeiformes; Engraulidae
Product: odorant receptor 131-2-like
Exons: 4
Coding region: 1-966 (321 amino acids)
Biological process (GO): detection of chemical stimulus involved in sensory perception of smell; G protein-coupled receptor signaling pathway
Cellular component (GO): membrane
Molecular function (GO): olfactory receptor activity; odorant binding; G protein-coupled receptor activity
Source: RefSeq, a predicted model, not a curated record
AUGAACUCCACAGGAACCCAGUUCCUGGUGCGGGACACCUUCAUGGCGGCGUUUGUGAAGAACUUCAUCGUGGUUCUCCUGCUCUUCGUCCUCAACUACAUCAACGGCGCCCUGGUGGCCACUUUCCUACGCAAUCAGGUGUUCUAUGAGGACCCGCGCUACAUCCUCUUCAUCCACAUGGUGAUCAACGACGCCAUCCAGCUGACCGUCACCAUCACGCUCUUCGUGCUCAGCUACAUCUUCUACGCCAUCAACGUCUCCUUCUGCUGCUUCUUCAUUCUGGUGGCGGUCUUCACCACGCGCAACACGCCCGUCAACCUGGCCGGCAUGGCCAUCGAGCGCUACAUCGCCAUCUGCGAGCCGCUGCGCCACGCCCAGAUCUGCACCAUCCGCCGCACCUACCUGCUGAUCGGCCUCAUCUGGCUGGUGUCCGUGGUGCCCGACAUCACAGACCUCUUCGUCACGCUGGCCACCGAGCCCAUCGACUUCUUCCACACCGCCGUCUUCUGCAUACGCCCCAACAUCUUCAAGGACCCCGUGCUGCUGUAUAAGCGCCAGGCGUUCGACGCCCUCUACUUCUCGCUGGUCUUCAUCACGCUGGUCUUCACCUACCUGAGCAUCAUGUGUGCGGCGCGGGGGGCCAUGGCCACGGAUGCGCGCUCGGCGCAGCGUGCCCGCAACACCAUCCUCUUGCACGGGGCGCAGCUGCUCAUGUGCAUGCUGUCGUACAUCUCCCCCAGCGUGGACAGGGUCAUCGCACAGGCGUUCCCCAGCCACCUGCUGGAGAUACGCUACGCCAACUACCUGAUCGUCUACAUCGCGCCGCGCUUCCUGAGUCCCAUCAUCUACGGGGUCAGGGACACCAAGUUCCGCAAGUACCUCAGGAGGUACUUCGUGUGCCGCCGCGCAGCGCGGUGGAGCUCGGAGGUGCAGCACGAGGACACUGCUGAGGACAAAAUGGUGUAG